AUGGCACCAAUUGCUGUUUCUUUAUCCUACUACCGGCCUUGGGCUACAGCUGCCGUUGCUGUUGCUCUAUACUACCAAAUAAUUGUCGAUCAAAACUAUUCGGUCAGAAAUGCACCGUUUUACAUAGGAAAGUACUUGCUGUGCUUUCUGAGCUUCUGGGGCGCCUACACGGUGUUCUUGUAUCCAGCUUUCUUCAGUCCGCUCAGACAUCUGCCACAACCAACGAGUGCCAGUAUUAUUAAUGGUCACUGGGCGGAGUCGGUUUGUGAGCCUGCUGGUUUGCCGUUUAGGCGAUGGAUGAGGACAAUUGAAAACAAUGGAUUGAUAAGAUACAAACACCUUUUCAACCAAGAGAGAAUCGUUGUCACCAGUCCAGAAGGCCUCAAGGAAGUCCUUGGUCAGAACAGCUAUGACUAUGUGAAGCCCCAUCUCCUCCGAGCCAUGGUGGGCAAGAUCUUGGGAUACGGCCUCCUACUCUCUGAGGGAGAUGUGCACAAGAUGCAAAGAAAGAAUCUGAUGCCAGCAUUCAGCUUCCGUCACAUCAAAGAACUUUACCCCGUCUUCUGGUCCAAAGCCCAGGAGCUUGUUCACGGCAUUGAGAAAGAGGUGUCAGAAGCACCAGGAUCACAAAUCGACAUUGCAGACUGGGCGAGUCGCGCUUCUCUUGAUAUCAUCGGGUCUGCAGGAAUGGGUCACGAAUUUAAGUCACUCUCCGACCCCAGUAUCGAAGACACGAUGAAGAUGUACGGUUCAAUGGUCAAGCAGAGCCGCGGUGCUAAACUCUUGACCGUACUGCAACUCGUUCUUCCGUCCAUCAUCACAGAUUACCUGCCCUUCCAGAGGAAUAUGGGCGUCUUAGCGGCGUCAAAAGCUGCUAGAAACACUUCCCAGAAUCUCAUCAAUGCCAAGAAGGUCCAGAUGGCUGCCAAGGAGAAGCUGUCUCCUGAUAUCAUUUCUACGGCACUUGAAUCUGGUCACUUUACAGACGAGGGUCUUGUUGACACUAUGAUGACCUUUUUGGCUGCUGGACACGAGACAAGUGCUGCGGCGCUCACUUGGACGAUUUUCUUGUUAGCCAAGAACCACGGUAUUCAAGACCGACUACGGGAAGAGAUUCGUCAGAAUGUUGACGGUCUUGCUGAUGAUGUGGAUGCCAAAAAGCUCGACGGUCUAUCCUAUCUCCAUGCCGUCUGUCAAGAAUCGCUACGCCUCUACGCACCAAUCCCAUUCACCGUGCGGGACGCUCUCAAGGACACUAGUAUCCUAGGCACAUUCAUUCCUAAGGGAACAAUGAUUAUCCUCUGCCCAUGGGCCAUCAAUCGCGCAGCCGAAUCCUGGGGCCCCGACGCAGACGAGUUCAACCCUGAGCGAUGGAUGGUGCCUGGACAAGCCAAUUCUGGCGGCGCAAAGAACAACUACGCGAACUUGACAUUCCUCCACGGACCUCGGAGUUGUAUCGGCCAAAAGUUCUCGUUGGCUGAACUCAUGGCCCUUACGUGCGCGUUGGUAGGGCGGUACAGGUUUGACAUUGACAAGGACUACGAGGUGAAGGAUCUGACGGAUGGAAUUGUUGCCAAGCCGCGAGACGGGUUGAAGGUUUCGGUGGAGGAGGUUCAGGGUUGGUGA
This is a messenger RNA of Fusarium coffeatum, 1626 nucleotides long. RefSeq lists its product as uncharacterized. The transcript is spliced from 4 exons. Gene Ontology annotation, molecular function: oxidoreductase activity, acting on paired donors, with incorporation or reduction of molecular oxygen; monooxygenase activity; iron ion binding. The record is from RefSeq and is a predicted model, not a curated record. Lineage: Eukaryota; Fungi; Ascomycota; Sordariomycetes; Hypocreales; Nectriaceae. The coding region runs from base 1 to 1626 and encodes 541 amino acids.